UCGGCCAUUUUCUUUCGCUACGCCGCCGUGUAACGAUUAUGUGCUCGGUUUAGGAUCUCGAUUGAGAGUGUUCGAAUUGCCCUAUUUAGAACGCUUGCCGUCUCGCGAACUUGUCUGGUGUGCUAAUGCGUGGCGUUUCAGAGAGCUCUCCGACUUGUGCAAUGGCGGAGGAUUUGGAUGUCGAGGCGAUGCUGGAGGCGCCGUAUAAGAAGGGGGAGCAGGACUCCUCGUCCAAAGACAAGUCCUCCAAGGAGAAUGGGUCUAGCCGCAAAUCGUCAGGGAAAAGCAAGCAUCGCUCUCGUUCCCGUUCACGAUCGCGCGAUCGCCGAGAUAAAGAUCGGCGGGAUCGCGACAGAGACAGGGACAGGGACCGCGACCGGGACAGGGAUCGCGAACGCGACCGCGACCGUCGACGCCGAUCGCGAUCUCGAGACAGGCGGGACCGAGAUAGGGAUCGGGACAAUGAUCGGGAUAGGGAUAGGCGAGACAGAGAUCGGGACAGAGACAGAAGAAGGAAGAGAUCGCUCACACCGUUGACCCUUCCCAGAGCCCGACCACCGUUCGGCAAAGGUCACAGCCCGCUUGGAAUAAACGACGAGUUGACACCUGAGGAACGGGAUGCCCGGACCGUGUUUUGUAUGCAACUAAGUCAGCGGAUCCGUGCACGCGAUUUGGAGGAAUUCUUCUCCAGUGUCGGCAAAGUGCAAGAUGUCAGGCUUAUCACCUGUAACAAGACGCGAAGAUUUAAAGGAAUCGCUUACGUCGAAUUCAAGGAUCCGGAGAGCGUGACAUUGGCGCUCGGUUUAUCUGGUCAGAAGCUCCUUGGAGUUCCUAUCGUCGUACAACACACGCAAGCUGAGAAGAAUCGCAUGGGCAACUCGAUGCCGAAUCUCAUGCCGAAAGGUCAAACUGGACCUAUGAGAUUGUACGUAGGAUCUCUACACUUCAACAUCACGGAAGAUAUGCUGCGUGGGAUCUUCGAACCUUUCGGGAAAAUCGAUAAUAUCCAGUUGAUCAUGGAUCCAGAAACUGGACGAAGCAAAGGCUACGGUUUCCUAACAUUUAGAAACGCGGACGAUGCGAAAAAAGCCUUGGAACAGUUGAACGGCUUCGAACUCGCUGGCAGACCUAUGAAGGUUGGAAAUGUGACGGAGCGCACUGAUCUGAUUCAAGGACCGUCUCUUCUCGACACGGAUGAGCUGGAUCGCAGUGGAAUCGACCUCGGGGCGACCGGGAGAUUACAAUUGAUGUUUAAAUUGGCGGAAGGCACCGGCCUGGAAAUACCACCCGCAGCGGCAAAUGCCUUAAAUAUGGCACCAGUCAUGACAGCACCGCAACCACCGCCUCAGGCUGCGCCUCCCAUCGCGACGCAAUGUUUCAUGUUGUCAAACAUGUUUGAUCCGCAAAACGAGACGAAUCCUAACUGGGCGAAGGAAAUCCGCGAUGACGUGAUCGAGGAAUGCAACAAACACGGCGGUGUGCUGCACGUGUACGUGGAUCAGGCGUCGCCGCAGGGCAACGUGUACGUGAAAUGUCCGACGAUCGCAACAGCCGUAGCGGCGGUGAACUCGUUGCACGGCCGAUGGUUCGCGGGUCGCGUAAUAACCGCUGCGUACGUACCCGUGGUGAAUUACCAUUCGCUAUUUCCGGACGCGAUGACCGCGCUGCAGAUGCUGGUGCCCAGCGCACCGCGAAGAGGCAUGUGAUGAUCCUGAGCAAAGGACGACUCACAAUCGCAAUCCGCUGGCGUGUAAAUCUUUACAUAGUAUUAAGUUUCUGUCCCUGUACAUCACACAGUUUCUUACUAUUCGGCGAGACCUUUUUUUCUUUUCUCUCUUUCUCUCCCACUUUUUUUUAUUUUAUUUUUUUUUUAUUUGUUAUUUUUGAGGCGAAAAGAAGAAGAGCGUCCGAGCGACGGAUCUCGCACGUUGAGGACAAUUACUUGCGUUAUUUGUUGCAAUAAAUUCAUACAUAUGGCAUAUCGUGAAAGCAAUGCGUUUGAUCUCACAAUGCGCCCUCUCGCAUCGUGCGAAUUUUGCGUCGGAAUCCGUUCUGUAAUCCAAGAUUCACUCGUGACAGUCUACCGGAUGUAUCAUUUUUUUCGACACUUUGAAUCUGGCUAUUCGGAUAUGCACGCGCUAGAGAGGCUCGAUCAAUUGUGUGUUAGACAAGUUACUCGAUGGUUUUUCUAAUUCAAGUUCCUUCUGUUAAUUUGCUUCUAACGAAUAUAUUAAUACACUGAAUUUGUCCUUGUUAUAUGCAACUGCAAUUGUAUAUCUACGUGACAACAAAUAUAUGUAGUGAGGAAUCGUAGGAAUGGCGAAGAAAAUUCUACAUGAAUGAAAUGCGCACUACUGAUAGUUUUUUUAUAUUGGAUAAUUGGCAAAAUCACCUGUAAUGGCGGUGAAAAUUUUCACGAGGAUACAAGAGUCAAAUUACCAAUUUUUCGUAUUGAGACGUGGUGAGAGGUACUUUUGGUGGAUCUAUAGUCUUAUUAUAAUAAGGUUUACAUGCGCGCACCUUGUUCCAGUGUAAGGAUAAUUGUACGUUUUUAUUUCUCACGAAAUUAAGAGGACAGUUAUUUAUUGGCGCGAUGUAACGUUUCGUCUCAUAUAUGUCGGCGUGUUGUAUUUUUGCGGUCGCAGUAGAAUACGUUAUGCGUAGCGAGAUAUUCAGUCGACUGUUACGGUAAUGAGGUACAUACAUACAUACAUGAAUGAUGAAACAAAGUGACGACCUUAAUCCUCUCAUUCCUAAUUCAUACACUAAAUUAUUACUUAUAAUUAUAUAAGACAGAAAAGAAUAAAAUAAAAGAAUCGUAAUAUAAAAUCAACUUGAUUUGAAAUUGUCCACGGGUUCAAUGAUUAUACCAAGUGAUACUUUUGUAUAACUAACAUGUUAGAAUUUAAUAAAAGCAAAACAGAUUUCGAAUCACAAUGCGUGUGCUUGAUCAGGCAGUUCCCUGAAGUCGCUUUCGCUUUAAUGCAUUGAGAACAAUUCGCGUUGAGUACCGGUGCAACAGGCACAUUGGGCGAAUCGAGCGAUAAAGUUCUUACUGGAAUUAAUCAAUGAGGUAUCACGUGUUUCUAUUGGGGAGGAAAGGAUUAAGGAUAUGCUCGUAAUGGCUGUAAUGGCUCGUAGCAGGAACGUAUGUGAAGUUGGCCCCACUUUUUCGAAAUAAAAAAAAA
Molecule: messenger RNA, 3188 nt
Organism: Dinoponera quadriceps
Lineage: Eukaryota; Metazoa; Arthropoda; Insecta; Hymenoptera; Formicidae
Gene: Caper
Product: RNA-binding protein 39
Exons: 9
Coding region: 126-1706 (526 amino acids)
Biological process (GO): mRNA processing
Cellular component (GO): nucleus
Molecular function (GO): RNA binding
Source: RefSeq, a predicted model, not a curated record